AUGGCCCGAAUUAAGAUAAGCGGAGUUCCUAUCGAGAUGCCGUUUGAGCCGUAUCCUGCACAGAUAGUGACGAUGACAAAGCUUAUAUCCUGUCUGACGACAGGAACAAGCGGACUGGUGGAGAGUCCGACAGGGACUGGAAAGAGCCUAUCUAUAAUAUGUGCAGUGCUGGGAUAUAGUGAAUACUUGAAGAGAGGAGCCAAGAGCAUCAAUGUCAAGAGAAGAGAGGGGGGGAGUUUGAAAGGAGAAGAGGCAAAGGAGGAGAAGCUGAAGAUAAUUAUAUGCUCGCGCACACACAAACAACUUGACCAAUUGAUUGAACAGCUUAGGAAAACACAUUACAGGCCAAGGAUCUCGAUCUUGGCAAGCAGGAGCCAGUAUUGCAUAUCACCUAAGCUAGGGGAUGUUACAGACAAGAACACAGGGUGCAACGAGUUGGUGAAGAGCGGGAGUUGUGCUUACUUCACGGGAAAGGACAGGCUUGCAAAAAGGGUUGGAGACAGGAUAUUUGACAUAGAGGAGUUGAAAGGGGAGGGCCGGAGAUGUGGUGGAUGUCCCUACUAUGCAUCGAGGAUCUUGAAUGAGGAUGCAGAAGUCAUAUUUGCUCCAUAUAACUAUCUGAUUGAUUCCAGAAUAAGAGAAAACACAGGAAUUAGCCUUGAAAACAGUGUGGUCAUUGUUGAUGAGGCACACAACAUAGAGGAUGUAUGCCGAUCGUCGGGCUCGAUUGAACUUAGCUCGCGGACUAUCGAGAUAAUCCAAAACGAGAUUCUAGGGGCAAUAAGGAGGAGCGGGAUGCUAGGAGAGAUCAAACUGGACUUUGUCAACCUCAUGGACUUCUUUAGGAAGCUUCGAGAGGGGGCAGAGAGCACAGACGGGUUUGACAGAACUACGUUUGGAGGGAAGCUCCGGAUAAGGAAGGGGAAAGAGAUAAAGGAUGAGCUUGAGAAGAUGGGAAUAACUAAGGAGUUUGUUUUAAAGAUCAAGAAUUCAAUAUACGCAAUCCAGAAGAAUGAAGAUGCAAAGGACCUGCUGAACAUGAGUACAUUCCAUGUACUGGAAGGUCUUGACUCUGUCUUGUCUGCAAUUCAUUUCAGCGGAUGCGAUGCGUAUUCGUUUGUGUUCCAGAAGACGAACGACGAAAACAUAAGAAACUCGAGGUUAUCCAAGUUUUCCUACAACUUCUGGCUACUGGAUGCGGGUUAUACAUUCCGAUCGUUUGUUGGGAAGGUGCGGUCGAUUGUACUUCUGUCUGGAACCUUGACACCUUUUUCUUCGUUUUCAUCGGAGUUGGGGCAUGACUUUACUCAUUCGAUUGUUGCACCUCAUCUAGUUACGGAAAAACAAGUAUUUGCUUCGUGUGUUCGGAAAGGACAUCUGCUGAAGGACCUGACUGGAACCUAUGGGGUUUCGGACACACCCCAAUAUCUGGACCAACUUUCUAGAAUCAUAGUGGAUGUGUCGAACAAGGUCAAGAGCCAUGGGGGAACAUUGGUGUUUGUACCGAGCUAUAGCUUCUUGGAGAAUCUGCAGAAGAGAAUGGGAGGAGAGAGUUCGGGGUUGUUGAUUGAACCAAAAAGCGGGGGAGGAAAUGAGUUUGAAAAGGUGAUGAAAAGAUAUAAGAACAGAAUAGCAACAAAGCAGAGGGCAAUAUUCAUGUGUGUCUACCGUGGGAAGGCGAGUGAAGGAAUCGACUUCAAGGAUUCCUUUGCAAGGGCUGUUAUUGCUGUUGGAAUUCCCUAUCCAAGCCUACAUGAUCCGCAGGUAGAACUUAAGAAGGAGUUUAACGACAGAUACAAAAGCUUCAAUGGACGGCUCUGGUACGAGGCACAGGCGUUUCGAGCAGUGAAUCAAGCACUUGGACGAGCAAUCCGUCACAAAGACGAUUGGGGGAUUGUGAUGCUCCUUGACAGCAGAUAUUCGGAGAAGAGAGUACAGACUCACCUGUCCAAGUGGGUUACAGACAACAUCAGGGUUCAUGACUCGUAUGACACCUGUGCCUCUGAGCUCUCUGGAUUUCUGUCUUUGAUUAAAUAG
This is a messenger RNA of Encephalitozoon intestinalis ATCC 50506, 2037 nucleotides long. Its product is annotated as Rad3/XPD ATP-dependent DNA-binding helicase. Gene Ontology annotation, molecular function: hydrolase activity, acting on acid anhydrides, in phosphorus-containing anhydrides; DNA helicase activity; DNA binding. Gene Ontology annotation, cellular component: nucleus. The transcript has a single exon. The record is from RefSeq and is a predicted model, not a curated record. NCBI's taxonomy places the organism in Eukaryota, Fungi, Microsporidia, Unikaryonidae. Bases 1 to 2037 code for a protein of 678 amino acids. Gene Ontology annotation, biological process: double-strand break repair involved in meiotic recombination; nucleotide-excision repair.